ACUACCACAAUAAGUUUUCUGAUAUGACAGUUGUGGCUGCUCAUCAUUUCUCUUUCGUUGUGCUUGUAAAAUUUGUGCAUAGCGUAUUAUCAAAAAAUGGCAUUUCCAACUUGACCGCCGCGAGGCAUUUGUAGUUUUUUAAAAUAGUACCUAUUAAGAUCUGCCAAGGAAAGUUUCGGAAAACGAUUAUUUUCAGUCAAUCGUCGACUACGUUAGCACUCUCAAUACAAUGGAAGUUCGAAAACUGCGAUUCUUCCCCUCCUAGCGACUGCAUCUACAUCAUCCGCGUACGUUCCGUCUGGCCAUCGCCACUUUCUCUCGCCGAUGCCUCAGCAGAUUACUCAACUCGGUCGCGCACAACACAGCGGUCCGGACUGCUCAGUGGAUGUUUUGUAACGGUAGUCGGUGAAUCGUGCGGUGUGGUAUCGGUCGUGUGGACAGUGGUGUGAUGUGUGUGUAGUGAUGGUGGAGCGCGAGGGCGCACGUCGCGGUAGCGGCGGAGGCGGCGGCUGCGGCUGGGGCGGCGGAGUACUGGGCCGCUGGUCGCUGCGCCGGCUGUUGCUGGACAGUCCACUUGUGGGCCGCCGGCUUGCACAUACAGUAUUAGACCAGACAGACAGCCGGCCGGUGAAACUAUCCGGCGUCGAGAUACAAAACAAACAACAGACACCCGUCGAGUUUAUCGCUGAAGACGACGAGGGCGACGCAAUAGAAUGUCCACUAUGUCUGUGCGUGGUCGCCGGGCCGAACCUCGUGCGGCUGGCGUGGUGCGCGCACCGCUGCUGCGAGCCCUGCUUGCGACAGUACCUCGCCAUCGAGAUCUUCGAGGCUCGUGUCCCGGUCAGCUGCCCCGUCUGCCACGAGAACAUGCAUCCUUUAGAUGUCCGGAAGAUCGUCGACAACCCAGUUCUAUAUGACAAGUACGAAGAGUUCAGCGUGAGACGAGCGCUCGCCGCCGACCCUGACACUAGGUGGUGCCCCGCACCCGAUUGCAGUUUCGCAGUAGUAGCAACGGGUUGUGCGUCAUGUCCAAAGCUGACCUGCCUAGCGCCUGGUUGCGGCGCCUCCUUCUGUUACCACUGCAAGGCGGCGUGGCACCCCACGCAGACAUGCGACGCGGCGCGCCGCUCCCGGGCCCCGCCGCCGCGCGCGCCCCAGCCCUCACACGCUGACCUUGACCAUGGAGAAGUGAAGCCAUGCCCGCGCUGCUCAGUCCUGAUUGUCAAAGUGGAGGAUGGAUCGUGCAACCACAUGGUGUGCUGCGUGUGCGGCGCCGAGUUCUGCUGGCUCUGCAUGAAGGAGGUCUCCGAUCUGCAUUACCUUAGUCCAAGCGGCUGCACGUUCUGGGGCAAGAAGCCGUGGUCGCGCAAGAAAAAGCUACUGUGGCAGCUGGGCACGCUGGCGGGCGCGCCGCUGGGCAUCGCCGUGGUGGCGGGCGUGGCGCUGCCCGCGCUGCUGGUGGGGCUGCCGCUGUGGGCUGGUCGCCGAGCGCAUCGCCGUCUGCGCCGCGCCAGUGCGGCGCGCCGCCGCGCCGCUGUCGCCGCCGCCGUCGCUGCCGCGCUGGUGGUGUCCCCGGUGGUGGCGGGCAUAGCAGUGGGCAUCGGCGUGCCCAUCCUGCUGUUCUACGUGUACGGCGUGGUGCCGGUGUCGCUGUGCCGCGCGGGCGGCUGCGGCGGCCAGCCGGCGCGCGCGCACCACUUCGACGACGACGCGCCGCCCGACAACGACGCGCAGAGCCGCCGCCUCGAGCCCAGCAUAGGCGACGCGUCGCUGUCGGCGGGGUCGGCGGCGGCCGAGGCGCGCGCGCCGUCGCUGGCCGCGCUGGCGGGGUCGCUGGGGGCGCCCGAGCCCGCCGAGCCGCCCGGCGGCGGGGCCGGCCUGCCCGACCUGCAGCGGCUCGAGGUCACGGCCGACGUGGCGCCCGCGCUGCCGGAGGGCGCCGCCUGGCCGCUGGAGCUGCCGUCCACGUCGUCGCGCUCGGCGCGCCUGCGCAGCCUGUUCCUGUACGGGUCGGCGGGCCCGCCGGCGCCGCCCGACGCCGAGGCCGGCGCCGGCGCCGCCGCCUGCAGCCGCGAGCCCGCCGCGCCGGCGCCGCGCGUGGAGCUGUCGGCCGCGUGCGAGACCCGCCCCGCGCAGGCGUCGUAGCCCCCCGCGGCCCCCGCCCGCCUGACUCUGGCUCGCUCCCGCGUAAGAUACUAAGUGUAAGUGUAGACAUCGAACUAUGUCGGCGCCCCCCGCUGGCCGGCGCCGCCCGCUUCGCGCUUUCGGUGCAGUGUUACUCGAUCCGAUAUUUGUGAUACUUUAAAUAAUAAUUACUAUUAAUUAUCUAAAUUAUUUAAUUUUUCACGUUUGUAGGCAAAAGUAAUCGUAAGCGAUAUUAUUAUGUUAUGUGAAUCAUUUAAAAGUGUAAACUAAGGAUUAAACUGUAAUUAUAAUCUGGUCUGUGGUUUCAUUUUGGAGGGGAUGAAUGAAAGAAUGGUCGGUGUCGGUUCGUAUAUUUCAGUAAGACGACGCUACGGACCGGCCCACGAGCCGUGCCUCAUUACGGUGUCGGCAGACACUCGAUUCCAAUUUCUAAAAAAAUAUUCUAAGGGAAUUAUAACGUACCGACGUACGUGGUACUCGAUAAUGUAACGUACAACAUUUCAACACCCUUACCGACCAACAGUCACAGUACAAUUUAUGUAAACUCUACUUCUUUAUAUAACUCUAAUACGGAAGUUACAGACGAAAUUAUACCACAAAUAAAUAUAAAUUCUUCUAUAGUAAAUCCAAUUUGUAGGCCUUGUAUACGUUACAAAUAAAACAAAAUUUUAAACAAUGAACAAAAGGAAUGUUAAUUUUGGUUCCCAGGCCAGCGCAAAAACAAAACUAAAUAAUUUAGGUAAAUUCUAAUUUACAUUUUGUACAAUAUACAAUUUAUAAAUGCAAACGAUAUUGUCAUGUCACAUUGUUGACAAGGUAGCGCAGGUCGUGGAGGGUAUUUUUAGAACUUUAAAUGGACCGUUUUCUGCUAUGAACAUUAUUACUAACCUUAGUAUAGUAUACAUUAUAAUGUAGAGACAACUUAGAAACAAGAAGGAUAAAGGCGUUUUCGCACUACUCUAACUCUUAGGCGAUUCUCACACUGCCCCGCAUGAUGCAGCGUAGCGCGUGUUCUUCCGUUGCUUGUAAGUUUACAAAGGGCGAAUUCGCCGCGAAACGAUUCGCGCGAAGUGAUUCGCGCGUUAGUGAGAUACUAGACAGCAAUACAUCGCGUCCACAAGCAUCGCGCGAAUUCAAAAUACGCGCUUAAAUCGCGUGCACUACGCUCGACUCUCGACUCGCGCUUGAUUCGCGCGAGUUGAGAUACUAGGGACGCCUUGUUGCGCCCAGUUAACGCGCGAACUUUAGAGCGAGUGCACGUAUCGAGGGCAAUGGAGCGGCAAAAUUAUGACACGGAAUACCCAAAUGCUCGCGCGUUGGUACGUACCUUGUGGACGCAACGGUCGCGCGUAAUACGCGCUAGAUAAUCGCGGCGAAUUCGCUCUUUCUGGACAAGCUCUACACACAGAAAAUGCAUCCACGCGCGUUCAUGCGGGUGCAUUUUCUGUGUUUUAGACCGUGCGUGUUUUCUAUACAAACGGAGAUACUUACAAGCAACGGAAGAACGCAUCCACGCGCUACGCUGCAUCAUGCGGGGCAGAGAAUCGCCUUAUCCGAUUCGAGUCCGUAAAAUGACUGAUCCGAAGUGGCCGUAGUACUAUUGUAUGGUAGUUUGCUAGUGCUACAUCCGAUAUAACGUAGUAAUUUUCAACUGUCCGUCAUUCUUGGUCGGGUAUAAGAAUCGGAUGUGUGAAAAAGCUGUUAGUUUGAAAGGGUUGCAAUGUUUCUUGGAACUAUAUUAGCUUGGAGCUAUGUUAGGCCGUUGGGACCCUCGUUAUGUACGUUUCGUCGACAAUAGAUGGCGUAAGUGUAGCCACGCCAUACGGUGAUCGAAAUUAUUAUUUUUGUCAUAGAUAAACUUGCUCUACACCUUUUUGCCACUACUUAAAAGGUCUAGAGACCCACAAAAAUAUUAUAAACAGGAAGGGUUUCUUCAGUUUUACUCUGGGUUUGAAACUAUUGCUAACUUCCUAUUCAAAUAUUCUUUUUAUUACUUAUUGUUAGAAACUACACAUAAAAAAGGUGAAGGUUUAUUUACUUUUAUUGGUAACAAAAAUACAGAAACUUGAUAAAUACUUUUGUAUGGGAAUGUAUAUUUAAUAAAUAAUUUAAAGAAAAUACAUUAUAUUAGCGCUUGUGGCACAAAUAAAAUGAAGCCUCAAUUAUGGAAAAAGACUAAAUUAUUUAUGUUUUACACUGAAUCCUAUACAUAUAGGCUAUACGUA
Pectinophora gossypiella (pink bollworm) is the source of this 4370-nucleotide messenger RNA. RefSeq names its product E3 ubiquitin-protein ligase RNF19B-like. Gene Ontology annotation, biological process: protein polyubiquitination; ubiquitin-dependent protein catabolic process; positive regulation of proteasomal ubiquitin-dependent protein catabolic process. NCBI's taxonomy places the organism in Eukaryota, Metazoa, Arthropoda, Insecta, Lepidoptera, Gelechiidae. Gene Ontology annotation, cellular component: cytoplasm; ubiquitin ligase complex. Gene Ontology annotation, molecular function: zinc ion binding; ubiquitin protein ligase activity; ubiquitin conjugating enzyme binding. The record is from RefSeq and is a predicted model, not a curated record. Bases 463 to 2145 code for a protein of 560 amino acids. The transcript has 9 exons.